Molecule: messenger RNA, 858 nt
Organism: Camellia sinensis
Lineage: Eukaryota; Viridiplantae; Streptophyta; Magnoliopsida; Ericales; Theaceae
Product: calcium-binding protein KRP1
Molecular function (GO): calcium ion binding
Source: RefSeq, a predicted model, not a curated record
CUUCCAGGAAGGAGAACUUUCCCCCAGUUCAAAGUUAAAACUCAGAGAGAGAGAGAGAGAGAGAUGAAGCUCAUAUCAACCAUAAUAAUUCUCUCUUUAUAUAUCUCUCUACCCCUUAAGUUGAUCUCUCAUUGUCUAAUCUCUCUCUCUCUCUCUCUCUCUCCCUCUCUCAUAAUAACCCUUUAGAGAUGUCAUUACUCUCCACAAUGGAAUUAGCAACUGAUGAUCCAUUUCUCUUUGAAGAUUAUUUUCCAUCGAUGAUUGAGCGGUUGGGUGAGGACGGGUUCAUGGGGGAGCUGUGUAAUGGGUUCCGGCUGUUGAUGGACGUGGAAAAGGGACUCAUAACGUUUGAGAGCUUGAAGAGAAACACUCUUCUGCUAGGUCUGCAGGACAUGAGAGACGAUGAACUCGUAUGCAUGUUGACAGAAGGAGAUUUGGAUGGUGAUGGAGCUCUCAAUCAGAUGGAGUUUUGCAUUCUCAUGUUCAGAUUGAGUCCUGGUUUGAUGGAUGGAUCCAAGCGAUGGAUGGAAGAGAUGGGCGUAAAUUAAUUUGUUUGGUUUGGUUUUCAGUAUGUGUGUCUUAAAAAGUUUUAAAAAUUAAUUUAGUGAAAAAACAUGUUUUUGAAUUUUUAAAAAUUAUUUUCCCACAAAAAUCAAAUAAUAAUAAUAAUGAAUGUUUUAAAUUUUUCAUUAUUUUGUCACUAAAUUAAUUUUUAGUACUUUUUUAAAAAAAUAGAUUCUGAAAAUAAAACUAGAUAAAUCUCUUGUCUACUUUCAUGAUUUUUAUCUAAUAAGAAUGUCCUUAUUGGAUUUUGUAACGCCCUAAAACUUUUCUUUAUAUGCAACGAAUUUCAAUAAA